This is a messenger RNA of Ailuropoda melanoleuca (giant panda), 1992 nucleotides long. RefSeq names its product pregnancy zone protein-like. Lineage: Eukaryota; Metazoa; Chordata; Mammalia; Carnivora; Ursidae. Bases 795 to 1781 code for a protein of 328 amino acids. The transcript is spliced from 8 exons. The record is from RefSeq and is a predicted model, not a curated record. Gene Ontology annotation, molecular function: protease binding; endopeptidase inhibitor activity.
UUUUUGAAAUUUUUUCUGUCUUUUUUUUCUGUCUGUGGAAAAGUGCAAUUACAAAUAACUCUUAGAGUUCAUUUCAACCUUGAGAAUUAAAACUCAUUUCCUAUGAAUCAUCAGUACCAGAGGGAGCAUGCAGAGUAAAAAAAAAAAAAAAACAUAUGCCUAUCUGAAUAUUAUAUACUGGAAGCAUCAAAGCAUCUGGACCUCUGCCUCAAUUCUGUCUUGGAGUAAUGACCAAGGAUUAUUUGUCUAAUUUAAUGCAUCCUAGUACUGAUAUCUGUAUGUUAGAAAGGGGUUUCAGAAUAAGUUGUUCUGAUUACAUUUUUUAUUUGAAGUGAUAUUGGAGACACUUACAAAUAGGAAAGAAAACUAAUGCCCAAAGCAAGCUGAUUGCUAAUUAUUCCGUUUUUAUUAAGAAAGAGAAAACUAAUAGAAAUAUAGAGUGCAUACACAUACAAUUUUUUUAUAUGCCUCAUGGUUGUUAGGUUUUAUUGGAGCUCCUUCUCCCUCUCCCCCCCCCGUGUAUGUUAUUAUGUUGGGUUUAUUAUUUCUAUUAUUUAUUUUUUAUGUUCUAUUUAUUACCCAAGUUUUCUCAUUUGGUAUAAACAACAAGUUUUUAUUUUACAAUGACUGAAUAAAAAGAAUGAUAAAAAAAUAAAUAAGCUAAAAGGAAGAAAUUUUUUUAAAUCCCAAAGGAAACUUGAUUGUACAUUGCAGCAAAAUUUUAAAUGUUUUAAUAAGUAGUACCUCUUGAUAAAGAUAUUUUCCAGGCAUAUUUCAGUUGAUAUGAGCCCAAAAUGAUAAAGAAGUGCAAGGGAACUGCAGAGAGUAAUUGUCUCAUCUGUGGUGGGCUGGUGGUGGAAAAUGUAGAUACCUUUCUUCAGUUCCUGAUUUAUUUCUUACAUGACAGAUACACCUAUGGGAAACCUGUCCCAGGACUUGCAACUGUAAGCAUGUGCAGAAAAUUAUUUCAUCCCACUUAUUGUCAAAAACAAGAGUUCUGUGAAAAAUUCAGUCAACAGCUCAACAGCAAUGGCUGCAGCACCCAAGAAGUAAAAUCAAACCUACUCCAGAUUAAAAAUAUGGGUUAUGAAAUGCAACUUAAAGUGGAAGCCAAGAUCAGAGAAGAAGGAACAGACCUAGUAUUUACUGGAAAUGGGACCAGUGAAAUCACAAAUAUUGUAACCAGACUCAAGUUCGUGAAAGUGGAUUCACACUUUAGACGAGGAAUCCCCUUCUUUGGACAGGUGCUUUUGGUGGAUGGGAAAGAUGUGCCCAUCCCCAAUAAACUCGUCUUUAUCUCUGCAAAUGAAGCAAAUUAUCUUUACAAUCCAACUACCAAUGACCAGGGUCUUGUUCAGUUUUCAAUCAAUACUACUAAUAUCUUGGCUAACAAAAUUUCUGUCAUGGCCUACGACAAACAACCUAACUUGUGUUUUAACUCUGUAUGGCUCCGAGAGGAGCACCUCACAGCUCAGCACAUUGCUAAGCAUGCUUUCGCCCUCCGUGGGAAUUAUGUUCACCUGGAACCUGUGGCUGGUACCCUGCUCUGUGGCCAAACUCAGAUUAUCAAGGCAUACUAUAUAUUCAAUGGGGAGGCCAUUGGGGAACCAAAGGAACUCAUUUUCUAUUACCUGAUCAUGGCUAAGGGGAGCAUUGUCAGGUCUGGAACACAUGCUGUGUCUGUAGAGCUAGGAGACGACUCUGGGCUAGGCUUUCUUACCUCUGGAAAGGCUCUCUCCCUUCAACGCUUGAUAAGGGCGCACACAGCGCUGCAGCCAUGAAACUGGGAACCUCACACGUGAAUUUGAGUGCACUUCAUGAAUAAUUGGGGAAAGGAAACCAGGAUUAUUUUCUAUCCUAUUUAAAUCAUGUCAGAAUUUAAAUCACAGGAAGAAGAACCCAUGAGCAUUCUUAUAAUUAACUGAAAUUAAGAGAUAGAGACAGCCAGUGAGAGAGGGAACACAAGCAGGAGGAGUGAGAGAGGAAGAAGCA